GCUCGCGUGAGAAAGUUUCAGACAGAGGGACACGGCACGAGCCAAAGGUCUGAUCCCCGAGGCUUAGAGACCAGCACAGAGACUCUUUGAAAGGUACUGCAGAAGUGGACAGAAGUUAGCCGUGAAAAUAAACAGAGAAGAAGAAGAGAGAUAGAGAGCGAAUGAAAGACACUUAUACAUGACAGUCUCAAGCAGCGGCAUGACAGUACGCACCGGCGGCUGCAUCUUCGCCAUUGUCACCGUGCUUGUUCUCCUGCUUAUUGUUGCCGAUAUUUCCGAAGUCGAGGAAGAGAUCGGAAACCCCAAAAACAGAGGUGCUAAGAAAUCAUCUUCUAGCAGCUUACAAGGAAAACAGAGCAGAGAUGAUGGCUCCCAAGGAAUCUCCUCAAAGACGGAUGCUAUAUUUGACAAAGAUAAAGAAGAUCAAGAGAAAAGCAUUGUGCCAGUUGUUUCGGAGUGGAAGCUGAAUAGAACAUUGUCUCUUAAUUUGAGACGGAACAUUUUGCGAUUUUUGGAUGCUGAACGGGACAUUUCAGUUGUGAAGGGAAAUCUGAAACCCGGAGACACAAUCCAUUAUAUAUUUGACAGAGGAAGUACAAUGAAUAUUUCGAAGAGCUUAUACCAGCUAAUCCCAAAACAAUCUCCAUUAAAGGGACAGCAUUUUCAGAAGUGUGCCAUUGUGGGAAACUCAGGAGUUUUAUUGAACAGCGGAUGUGGCAAAGAGAUUGAUACUCAUGAGUUUGUGAUCAGGUGUAACCUUGCUCCUGUGCAGGAGUUUGCAAGUGACGUUGGUAUAAGAACAAACUUAGUGACAAUGAACCCUUCUGUGGUCCAGCGGGCUUUUGAAGAUCUUGCCAACGACACAUGGAAGGACCGCUUACUGCAGCGUCUCCAGAAUCUGAAUGGCAGUAUCCUGUGGAUUCCUGCUUUCAUGGCAAAAGGUGGAGAGCAACGAGUUGAACUGGUCAACAGCCUGAUUCUCAAACAUCAAAUCAAUGUGCAAACUGCCUAUCCAUCUCUGAGGCUACUUUAUGCAGUCAGAGGGUACUGGUUGACAAAUAAGGUUCCAAUAAAGCGUCCAUCCACCGGCCUGUUAAUGUAUACAUUAGCAACUCGCUUUUGCGAUGAGAUACAUCUCUAUGGCUUCUGGCCUUUCUUGCAGGACCAGAAAGGAAAUUCAGUGAAGUACCACUAUUAUGACAGCCUCAGGUAUGAGUUUGACUCUCAGUCUAGCCCCCAUGCCAUGCCACUUGAGUUUCAAGCUCUACAGCGGCUUCAUCAGCAGGGGGCGCUCAAGCUCAACAUUGGAGACUGUGUGGCGGACACAUAAUAGUUGCGAGGAACCUGCAUCAUAUGGUCAGAAUCUUGAAGGCAACUCAAGCAGUGCCAUAGUUUCUACAUGUGCUUCAGAGGAGCCUGAGAGUGCUGAAAUGGUAGUUAUGAUGAAGGAGCUACCAGGCCCAAAGAUUUGUAAGAAUGUCCCCAGCAGGGUGCUCCUGGAUUUGCCUCCAUUGAGCUGGAUCCCAAGAAAGUUUACUGGCACUUACAGACGGAUGCUUCCUUGCAAAUAUCAGCUAGUCAUCUUAUAUGUUUGAUUAUUGGCAGCUUAAAAGAUGGCUUUUUCUCAACUGUUUUAGUAUCUGCCUUUGUAGGUGGCCAAGGAUCAAUGGCAUAAUGUUUUCUCUAACAGAAUGCCUGCGUUUGUGCACAUGGUCAUGUCAAGUGAUAGACCUGGCAUCUCUCUGGAUUCCCCAUUUGAACAUUCCUGUCAGUCAUGCUAAUUCCACAUUUAAAAGAAUGAGAAUCACCAAAAAUAGUAAAGUAAAUUAUGUAGUCAAGGAUCUUGAGGAGUAAAGAAGUCUCAAAAAGUGAGAUGUUUAGAGUCUUUAUGUUCUACCAUUGCAAUUACAGUUCAUAAAGACUUGACACCAGCACUGAAGACCUCUUAACGGAGAAGUGGCACAUAACUGAAUGAUAACAAACAAGUGGUGUCAGUCAUCAGUAACUUUGUAUCUCCUGCAAGACAUCUCUAAACAACGUGGACUUUCUUAAAAGUCUGAGGGUAGCUGGGAUCAGGCCCCAGUGUCUGUGUCUGUGUACAAAUGUUCUCCUUGUGACAUUCUGUUCUCAUAGAAAUCUCUGCAUGUCAUCUAAAACAACUAAAAUGAUACUUGACAGAUGAAAAUCUUGCUUUCCUUAAAUAAAAAGUCAAUUUUU
Messenger RNA from Erpetoichthys calabaricus (reedfish), 2217 nucleotides. It is a transcript of the gene st8sia2, whose product is annotated as ST8 alpha-N-acetyl-neuraminide alpha-2,8-sialyltransferase 2. Lineage: Eukaryota; Metazoa; Chordata; Cladistia; Polypteriformes; Polypteridae. The transcript has 6 exons. Gene Ontology annotation, molecular function: alpha-N-acetylneuraminate alpha-2,8-sialyltransferase activity. Bases 179 to 1330 code for a protein of 383 amino acids. The record is from RefSeq and is a predicted model, not a curated record. Gene Ontology annotation, biological process: N-glycan processing; oligosaccharide metabolic process.